Molecule: messenger RNA, 2058 nt
Organism: Aspergillus aculeatinus CBS 121060
Lineage: Eukaryota; Fungi; Ascomycota; Eurotiomycetes; Eurotiales; Aspergillaceae
Product: transcription initiation factor IIA large subunit
Exons: 4
Coding region: 385-1605 (406 amino acids)
Biological process (GO): transcription initiation at RNA polymerase II promoter; transcription by RNA polymerase II
Cellular component (GO): transcription factor TFIIA complex
Source: RefSeq, a predicted model, not a curated record
GGCACAUUGACCUUUCUUGUCACCGCCUGGCCCUUGACUCAAGCUCCUACUCCAUCUUUGCUUUUCUACCAUUCUACUGGUUCUGACAAGGCAAACGGUACUCUCACAAGAUAGGCCAACCUCGGUGAGGACGUGUUACUGUAGCGGGCGUUGGAGUUACGACUGUCGCAUGAGCCCUUGGCAAACUACCAACGACGCCUGCGACUGCGACGCUUCACCUCAGAUAAGCCGACUCUCUCACCCACGCCUUACCGUCGUGAUAUUCUAGAAUCCCACUUCUCGUGUUCCACCGUCUCUUUAGCAAUUCUUCAUUCUCUUCCUACUCCUUCUCCGUUUUACCUAAACCCAGACAAGGAUCCUCUGCGAGGUCCUGCCCCGGCGACCAUGUCAAACCAGCAGGUGGGCACGGUGUUCGAUCGUGUCAUCCAGGAGGUUUGCGAUGGCUCUCAGGUGGACUUUGAAGAAAGCGGAGUGGAUCAACAGACGCUUCUAGAUUUGCGCAAAAGCUGGCAGAAGAAGCUAUCUUCGUUGGGCGUCGCUCAUUUCCCUUGGGAUCCCCCACCACCGCAACAAGCCCCUCCCAGCCAAAACCAGCAACAAAUACUCCCUCCCACUGCCACCGUCCCUUCCAACGCUCCUCGUCCUGCUCCGUCUCCUCAUCUACCACAGCAACAUGUUCCUCCUCCGCAACAACCCAUUCCUCAGUCCAUGCCCACCACGGCUCCCCCCAUGCAAGCUCCGGCCCCGGUAGGUGCCCCGCCUCGCCCCAUGGGCCACCUGCCGCCGAUUAAGACGGAGCCUGGGGUCAACAAUCAGCCGGGGAUGAUGCCCGUGAACAAUAACGGCAACAUGAUGAUGCCACCCAGUGGAUCAGCCCCCCAGUCUGCUCAACAACGGGCCGCCGACAUGCUCCGUCAGCGCUAUGGAGACGCAGCUGCCACUUCGGUUAGUCAGCUGCAAGCCCAGUCGCAGCCAGCGAUGGGCAUUCCAGGUCAGCCACGCCCACCAAACAUGCAGCAUUUGCCGAAUGGCCAGGCGCCUCAGAUCAAGCAGGAGCCUGGCUACUCACCUGCCCCUCGUCCUUCCUUGGGGAACGCUCAAACCGAUGGUGCUGGAGAUGCACUCUCUGAGUGGAAGGCAGAGGUCGCUCGACGGCGUGAAGCCGCGCAACGUCAGAACGGAGAGGGCGACCGUCUCUUGCGGGAGCAUCUGAAACAGCGCAUGCUCCAGUUUGAGGGUGGAGGCCUUAUGCUACCUUUGGAAGAGCGACAAACAUCUUCAGCACGUGGCCUUUCGCUUAAUUCAGUAGAUGGAACUGGAGCGCAACCUUCGGCUGUUCCCAAAGCCCAAUUCGAUGGUCCAGGUGGUGAUGAUGAAAGAGACGAAGAUGACGAAGAUGCCAUUAAUUCUGAUCUCGAUGACCCGGAUGAUCUUGUUGCUGACGAGCACGACGGCGACGAGUCUAUGGGUCAAGUCAUGCUUUGCACCUACGACAAGGUACAAAGGGUGAAGAACAAGUGGAAGUGUACGCUGAAGGACGGCAUCCUGACCACUGGAGGCAAAGAAUAUGUCUUCCACAAAGGCCAAGGCGAAUUCGAAUGGUAGGCCCUAGUUACGAAUCAGAUCGCCAAGCUCAAGAACAUGUCCUGCUCAUGCGUCUCCUGUUUCUCUUUCCUAAUUCCCCGGUGCUUCGCCUAUUUCUCCUGCCAUCUUUGAUGUAGAAAACCAGUUAUGACACCAAUUUAUGAUGAAGAAUCAGCCCAUUCCACACAUUCGGGGAGUUGGUCAGUACAAAUUGACCUUUCCCAUGACAUACGUAACUACCUUACUACAUACUACUCUACUACUGGAAGGGAUGGAUGGAUUCCCUCCAUCUCGGGUGUCAAUUUUUCUUAGUUUCUUUCUUUCCUUCGUUCCACUUUGGAUGUAUCGUGGCGCUUGUUCAGGUGGACGGCAGUCUCUUCUGCUCUUUUCGUUUCACUUCUUCCCCCUUUGCUUCCAUGCUUGUUUCUCAUCGGGAUCAUGUACUAGUUUACCUCAAGUCGAAUGAAUAUGACG